UCAAUUCCCUUAUUAAUUAUGAUGUUGUGUAUUUUCUCAACGACCUGCGUCAUGGCUAAUCUUAUUCUUUCCUCCUCCUUGCUGUGGAUUUUAACCGUCGACGCCGUUGUGGCGAGCGGUUGCAUGGAGGUAGAGAGGAACGCACUCCUCACGUUUAAGUCCGGCUUGGUCGAUCCUCAGAAUUUCUUGUCUUCGUGGGAAGGCGAAGAUUGCUGUAAAUGGAGGGGAGUCGCCUGUAGCAAUGCCACGGGCCAUGUUGUGAAACUCAACCUCCGAAACAGAAACUCGUGUUAUAUAUUCAUCGAGGAAUGCCCAUGUUUGAGCGGUGAGAUCAAUCCAUCUUUGCUUCUUUUAACCAAUUUAGAGCACUUAGAUGUCAGCAUGAACAAUUUCAGUGGAACCAGCAUCCCAACAUUCUUGGGUUCACUCAAAAACUUGAGAUAUCUCAACCUCGCUAAUUCGUAUUCCAGUGGAACAAUACCUCCUCAAAUCGGAAAUCUCUCGAAACUUCACUACCUUGAUUUAAAUUCUGAAUUCAUUUAUCCGAGGAAUCUUCGAAUAGAUGACAUAUUGUGGCUCACUCGUUUAUCUUCCUUGAAAUAUCUUGAUUUGAGCAUUGUGAAUAUGAAUACUUCUACAGGUUGGUUGCAUGCUGUAAAUAUGCUUCCUUCGUUGAAAGUGUUACAUUUGGCUGACUGUUCACUUCCUGGCAUUUCUACAUCUCUGUCACAUUUCAAUCUUACAACUCUCAAUGUGCUUGAUCUUGGAGGUAACUCCAUAAACUCCACCUUACCUCCAUGGCUGCGGAAUCUUACAAGCAUCACUUAUCUUGACUUAAGCUCCAAUGAGUUUCAUGGUGUUAUUUCUGAUGAGUUUCUACGUUUGAGCACUCUUAAUAAUCUUUUCCUAGGAUAUAAUGGUUUUAAAGGUAUGAAUCCGAAAGCAUUAAGAUAUUUAUGCAACUUGCGUUCACUAGAUUUGUCAAGUUUCAAUAUUGGUGGGGAAAUCAUGGAAUGGGUUGAGAUGCUACCACGAUGUGUGCGCAACAAUUUACAGACUUUAUAUCUCAAUGACAAUAACCUCGGAGGGAAUUUAUCAGGAUGGCUCGAACAAAUGAAUAGCCUCACAGACAUAAAUCUCGGUUCAAACUUGCUCAGUGGUUCAAUUCCUGCAGGAGUUUGGAAACUUCCAAAUUUAAUUUAUCUAUAUCUAUAUAAUAAUUCAUUGGAGGGUGUCGUAUCUGAUGUCGAACUUUCUUAUCUAAGAAAAAUACAAUACUUAGACUUGUCAUUGAAUGCUCUCACUGUGCGAGUUCACGAUGAUUGGGUUCCUCCUUUCCAACUUAAAGAGAUUUUUCUAGCCUCCUGCCAACUGGGUCCCAAUUUUCCAGCAUGGCUCAAAAGUCAAUCGCAACUUGAAGGGCUGGAUUUGUCAAAAAGCAAAAUUGCAGAUACUCUUCCUAGCUGGUUUUGAAAUAUGUCUCAUUUUAUUUCUUAU
Ananas comosus (pineapple) is the source of this 1497-nucleotide messenger RNA. Its product is annotated as leucine-rich repeat receptor-like protein CLAVATA2. The transcript has a single exon. The record is from RefSeq and is a predicted model, not a curated record. Lineage: Eukaryota; Viridiplantae; Streptophyta; Magnoliopsida; Poales; Bromeliaceae. The coding region runs from base 19 to 1473 and encodes 484 amino acids. Gene Ontology annotation, molecular function: protein binding.